This is a messenger RNA of Ectocarpus sp. CCAP 1310/34, 2560 nucleotides long. Lineage: Eukaryota; Phaeophyceae; Ectocarpales; Ectocarpaceae. The record is from the annotation of a GenBank genome assembly.
CAUAUAUCAUAGCUCCAGACUUCUGACAGUCCAGCCACGUUGUGGUCUGGUUGUAAACUCUGCUUGUGAGCACCCGAGCACCGGAGCACUGCUCUCACACACGCCCCCCAACCAUGACAGUGAUCACUUCGAUUUGCGUGGCGUUGCUCGCACUUGUCGGGAACUCGUCGGCGUUCUCCUUCUCUCCUUCUGCGACCGCGUUGCGCCGUGAUCGUUCGCCAAAGGUAGCUCGGCAACAACAUGCUCGAGUUGCCAACGCGCCCCAGGCUCUACCUUGGACUCCACAAAGCAAUACCGUCAGCAGAGAGGGAGGCACUGUCAUGCUGAAAGCCUCAGACCUUCCUGCAGCUGGUGGGGGGGGUGGCGCCUCGUCCCGCCCCCCUUUGGAUUUGGCUGCUGUGGCGAAGUACAUCGCUGGAACGGCUGCGGAGUUCACCAUCAUCAUGGGGUUGCUGGCGCUGAUGCAAGGGAAGUUGCUACCUCGCCUACCCGGAAAAUGGGCAAAGCGAACGGUGUUUCUCACGUUCGGCUUCCUAGCCAUGAAAUCGAGAACAUUCAGCUUGCUGAACGCGCGUCGUCCCUCCCUGGCGAAGGAGAAAGAGGAGAAGAUUGAGCGUCGCCGUCCAGACUGGAUGCCGCCUAUCAAAGCCUUCCCCGUCAUCUGGAUCACCAUUGGUGUGCUGAGGGCACUUUCAACCGCCAUGGCGAGUGUGUGGGAAGCUCUCGGAGGUAACCUAGUGGCAACUCCGAUCGCGGCCAUGGUGCUCCACCUCAGCGUCGGCGACACGUGGAACCACAUCAACAACGUCGAGAAGAAGCUCGGAGUGGCUGUGUCCGGUGUCUUCCUAGUGUGGCUGAGCGUCGCGAAUGCAGUGUACCGCUACUACCAAGUGCUGCCCAAGGCUGGCCUGGUGCUCCUGCCCAGUCUUUUGUGGAUAUCCGUCGCGAACCUGCUUGUGCAGUCCAUCUGGCGCCUCAACGGAAAGGAGCCCCUGUACCCGCCCAAGCAAACCCCCUGAAGGCUUCCUGUUCAUCAACAAACAGACCCCACCAAGCCGGAGGUGAGGUUUCGCGGACGAAAGGAGACUGUUGGCAUACCGUGAUGAGCCGGUAUCCCCAAUAAUCGUGCAGGCUUGGGGCUUCACGAGGGAGAGGGAAGCGUCAAGCAAGACCAACACAUUCCCCAUUCGCGCAAGUACGGGAUUGGCUAGCAGUGGUUGGCCCUCUUUUCGGUGUUCACUAGUCACACUACUUGAUAAAAAACAGUUGGUUACUUCAUGAAUACAGUGUAUUGGCGGUACAAUCGGGACUCAGACAGACGGCAGAACAAAGGUGUCCAGACCAGCCAGCCCCCUUGCUGAGGCAGAGGUGUGCCCCACCACCAUGCUCCGGAGAUUCCCCGGAGCACACGCCGGGCUGUCAUGAUGCCAUUCCCCGCCGUUGUAUAGAUGGCCGCCGAGGAUCUGCACGUGGCACCCGCUUCUCGCGGCACGGUCGUGGAGUUGGUCUGCCUUUGGGUUUACACUACUUUUGGGCACGAACGAGGGAAAGCUGGCAGUGUCCCGUUUAAAUGUUCAGAUGGAGGCGGUGGCGGGUUUUGAUUUUUGGUAACCUUAUCAUAUUAUUGGUAGAUCGAAUGAUACGUUACAUGUUUCGCGCUUUAGUAGUUUCCUAUCAUGCGGAACGGGAACUUAUUUUGAUGUUGACGUGUGACUGGUAGUUUUGUAUGCCUGGUGUGCGGAAUGUUGUUAGACGCGGGUAUUGGAAGAGAGGCACACCAAACAUACAAUUCGCGUGGCCUCUUGGUGAAGAGCGCGUUGAUUGAUACCACUUGGUCUUGGUUCGCAUGAGCCGUAAGCUCCUUCGUUGAUUGUUUGAUUCGGGUCUGCGCGGUGUUCCGCGGUCAGUGCAAAUUGUGCAUCUUCGAGUCGAUCCACAAAGAAAGCGAAAGUUCGGGUCCGGCUGCAUGCCCUCUCGAAGAAAACAGUCUGUACUUCUGAGUAGACUGAUCAGUGCGAAAUGAUUCUGCUACGGUACCGGGCUUUGGGGACAGUUAAUCGUUGCGAGUACCCUCCACGGUACCGGGCUGUGGGGACAGUCAAUCGUUGCGAUUACCCUCCACACAUAACUUGUUGUUUCCCGGUCUUGAAGUAAUCCUGGAUGGAUGACUCUUCUCGUUUUCGAAUUGGAUUCACUGCGUAGUACGACUGCUGCGGCGCGUUUAUCCUGACAGCCAGGUUGCGGUAGCCAGGGCUUGCAGUCUUUGCCCGCUCGCUGCCAUGGUCCAAAAGAGAGAGAAAAGGUACCCGCGGUUUUCUUAUUGGUCGUCUAGCACAAAGGAAAUAGAAAGGAGGUGUCCCCAAGUUACCUAUCGGUUGGUUUUGGAAAGACGAAAAUAAUCUGCGUGGUGGAAAAUCCCUGGUCGGCCAGUGAUGUUAAGAAUGAUAGUCAAUUGUCUUCUCGUCGGGUGUUCCCAUGUUUCGCUGGUGAACUUCAACGAUUGCACGCGAAGAUCGUGCGUAAGGCUUCCUGUGAAACCUCGCUGAGGUGCCUCUGCCGA